AUGGCACCUGUGAUUCGUGACGCGGACAUUGAACAUUGGCUCUUGCUAAUGGAUCGAUUCGAUAACAGGCCACUCAGUCCGUCAAACGGUGAUUCGGCUACAGAGCUGCUCGAAUCUCAUCGACCAUUGCCUACAACAUAUCUGCUUGCUUUAUCACAGGACCUCGCCGAGGAUGGUGGACUUGACCAAUCCAAACCAGCAGUUGGCGACACACCGGGAGAGGACUUUUACCGUGUAGGCAACGUCGGUCACUGUGAGAGCACAAGUAUGGGAUUCGCAGAUUCUGUCAUGACACCAUUUACAGCACAGGUGAGUCUCUAG
Molecule: messenger RNA, 321 nt
Organism: Pestalotiopsis fici W106-1
Lineage: Eukaryota; Fungi; Ascomycota; Sordariomycetes; Amphisphaeriales; Sporocadaceae
Exons: 1
Coding region: 1-321 (106 amino acids)
Source: RefSeq, a predicted model, not a curated record